AUGACCGCAAUCACCACCACGACUUCUACCGUGACGACCACCGCCACGACUACCACCACCACCACCGUUCCUCCAGGGGCGGGACCCCCACCCCUGGGUGCCCCCCCGAGGCGCCCCCUGACCUCCGCUCUCCCCGCAGUGGUCUGCCAGAACGGAGGCACCUACGACUCCAUCAAGUGCCUCUGCCUCCCCGACUUCUACGGCCCCUUGUGCGAGUUCUCCAGCGACUCCGUCACCAUCGACAGCCCCGUCGAGGGGACGAUCGUGGCCAACGUGGAGCUGGUGGUGACCGUCACCAACUUCAACUACACGGAGGAGCUGCAGGACCCCCUCUCGCAGGCCUACGAGGACUUCGUGAGGCAUUUUCGGCAGGAGAUGGCCAAGAUCUACGGCUCCGUGCCCGGCUAUGAGGGCGUGAAGAUCCUCCGCAUCGGGCCGGCGACCUCCAGUAGGCAGGGAGCCCGGGUGCGCAGGGCCUCUGUGUCCCUCCCCGCGGGCACCGGCCUCGAGGUGGAGCACGAGGUCAUCUUCAGAACCAUCGCCAGCCCCAACCUGACUGAGGAGUUCCAGGAGAAGACGGAGAAGCUGGUGCAGAAGCUUCAGGAGACCGCCGAAAGCCAGGGCGACUGCAAGCACGACCUCUCCGUCGUCUGCCUUGUGGUGUCGUCCAGCCCCGUCGUCAAGAACAUGACGGAGUCCCCUUCGCUUGAUGCACUGUGCCAGCAGCGGGCGCCCAUCGGCUACCAGGACUACUACUACGCGUUGAACAUGAGCAACGCCAUCCGCUGUGUCACCAAAUGCACAGCCAACACGCCCAUCACCCUCGACUGCUACCACGGCCAGUGCCAUGUCACCCGCGCCGGGCCACAGUGCUUCUGCUGGGAUGAAUCGCUCUACUGGUACACGGGCACCCAGUGCUCCGGGCGCAUCAGCAAGGUGGCCACCGGGCUGGGGUUGGUGGCCACAGUGCUGCUCAUCUCCUGCAUUGUCUUUGUUGUGCUGCUGGUGAAGAGGAGGAAGGAGUGGAGAAGGAACGCUUCGUCCUCCAUUGGGGACAGCUGGUACGAGAACGAUGGCGGCAUCUGGACCUCACCCGACGGCUUCCUCUUCACCAACAAUGGCGCCAGCGCAGGCGGCAGUCUACGGAGCUUCACGCCCUCACUGGACCUUGUGAACACUGACAUGCCGAUGCAUAUCGCCAGACCCUCGCUGAGACCCCCGCCAUGAGGACCCUCCACAGCCAGGACGGCGU
Cygnus olor (mute swan) is the source of this 1252-nucleotide messenger RNA. Its product is annotated as mucin-3B-like. Lineage: Eukaryota; Metazoa; Chordata; Aves; Anseriformes; Anatidae. The record is from RefSeq and is a predicted model, not a curated record. The coding region runs from base 1 to 1227 and encodes 408 amino acids. The transcript is spliced from 10 exons.